GCCUCACCCUCACUCACUCGCUCACCUCCCGUCCCGGCUUCUGGAAAGUGUGCGCCUGCCACAGGGGCUGUGCCCUGACUUGUUUCCUUGUGUUCAGGGGGUCAUUAACGUCUCUAAUUGCCCUAACCUGUCAAAGUGUGAAACACUGGCUACAGCAGAACGCACCUUGGUCCCCUGCAGUGACCAGAGAGGGAGAGGACUGGGGGCGGGAUGAGGUGCGGUGGGGGAGUCUGUUGUCCAUUAGCGGGCGGGGCUUGGAGGCCCCACCUUCCCCAGAGCCUUUCUAUCUCCUUGUUAUUUCAGCAGGCUUUGGGAAGUUCAUCUUUCUCUACUAGAGAGGCUUCAGUUCUUCUCUAUCCUGAGAGGACACCCACAGGAGAAGACCCAGAGUUGCCAUGAACCCUGCCAUCACCAGCCGUGAGCGCCCGGACCCCUCGCAGAAGGGUGAUGGCGUGCUCACCUUCUAUGAUGAUGGCCAAGGCAGGAAGAAGGAUGGUCAGCACAGGAGUCCCAACAGCAGCGACCUGGCCUAUGGCAUCCUGGACAUUCCACCGUGGUAUCUCUGCAUCAUCUUGGGGAUCCAGCACUUCAUCACUGCCCUGGGGGGACUCGUGGCAGUGCCGCUCAUCCUGGCCAAGGGCCUGUGUCUGCAGCAUGACCCCCUCACCCAGAGCUACCUCAUCAGCACCAUGUUCUUCGUCUCCGGCAUCUGCACGCUCCUGCAAGUGUUUUUUGGAGUCAGGCUGCCCAUUCUCCAAGGAGGGACGUUUGCUUUUCUGGCUCCCUCCCUGGCCAUGCUCUCCCUUCCCACCUGGAAGUGUCCCGAGUGGACACUCAAUGCCAGCCAGGUGAACACCAGCUCUCCUGAAUUCACUGAGGAAUGGCAGAAGAGGAUCCGAGAGUUGCAGGGCGUCGUCAUGGCCGCUUCCUGCUUCCAGAUGCUCCUGGGCUUCUCGGGACUGGUUGGCUAUCUCAUGCGCUUCAUUGGCCCCUUGACCAUUGCUCCGACCAUCUCCCUGGUGGCCCUGCCUCUCUUCGACUCUGCGGGCAAUGAUGCCGGGGCCCACUGGGGGAUCGCCGCCAUGACCAUCUUCCUCAUCAUGCUGUUUUCUCAAUACCUGAAGCACAUCCCAGUGCCUGUGCCCCUUUAUGGACGACAGGAGAAGUGUCACACGUCUAGCAUCCACCUGUUUCAGCUCUUUCCUGUGCUGCUGGCGCUCUGCAUCUCCUGGCUCCUGUGCUUCGCGCUCACGGAGACCAACACCCUCCCCUCGGCCCCCACCGCCUACGGGUACCUGGCCCGCACAGACACCAAAGGCGACGUCCUGAGCCAAGCCCCUUGGUUCCGCUUCCCUUACCCAGGACAGUGGGGUCUCCCCACCAUCAGCCUGGCUGGGGUCUUUGGGUUCAUCGCCGGGGUGAUCGCCUCCAUCGUGGAAUCAGUAGGCGAUUACUAUGCCUGUGCCCGGCUGGUGGGGGCCCCGCCCCCUCCAAAGCAUGCCAUCAACCGCGGCAUUGGCAUUGAGGGCCUCGGCUGUCUGCUGGCAGGGGCCUGGGGCACAGGGAACGGCACCACCUCCUACAGCGAGAACGUGGGGGCACUGGGUAUCACCAAGGUGGGGAGCAGGAUGGUGAUUGUCUCCUCGGGCUGCGUGCUGCUCCUGAUGGGUGUCUUUGGGAAGAUCGGGGCUGCUUUUGCCACCAUCCCGACCCCCGUGAUCGGAGGCAUGUUCAUCGUGAUGUUCGGGAUCAUCGCAGCCGUGGGGAUUUCCAAUCUGCAGCACGUGGACAUGAACUCGUCCAGGAACCUCUUUGUCUUUGGCUUCUCCAUCUACUGUGGGCUCACCAUUCCCAACUGGGUGAACAAGAACUCGCACCUGCUCCAGACAGGGAUUCUCCAGCUGGACCAGGUCAUCCAGGUGCUGCUGACCACGGGCAUGUUUGUCGGUGGAUUUCUGGCCUUCCUCCUGGACAACACCAUCCCUGGAAGUCUGGAGGAGCGAGGCCUCCUGGCAUGGAGUCAAGCCCAGGGGUCGGAGGAGACUACGAGGGUCUUGGAGAUCUACGCCCUCCCCUGUGGGAUUGGCACCAAGUGCUGCACUUCCUCCUGCACCCGGUUCCUCCCCUUCUGGCCCAGGCGGGAACCUGGUGGGAAAGGGGAGAUGGGAGUGAGUCAGCUCACACUCUGCUCCCAGGAUUUCUCAGGAGAGCGCCCACAGGGUGCCAUAGAGACCCGGAUGUGAGGCUGUCUCUCUGAUGCACGUCCCCAAGCCGUCUCCACCCCACCCCAACCCAGAAUGUGCAGCCAUGGGUAGGGACCACACCCUCCUGAGCACCCCCAGCAUCCUAUACAGUGUGGCAGCUGAAUACGCAGUAGGUGAAGACCAUGACAAGCAUGCUGUGACCUGGCACUCCGUCCCCGCGGCCUGGCCUCAGGCUGCAUCCUUCCCUGGCUCCAGCCCUGCUGUCUGUCAUGGAAACCAGUGUAGCCUGAUGUCCAUCCCCAUCGAAACUCCCGCAGUCUGCGUGUUCUUAGGACAUUUUGAUGCCUUGGGAGAAGAAGCCUCGGGUGGAGCAGGGGACGGAGAUGGGGCUGUUGGCUGAAAGAACAGGUCUCUUCCCAAAGAGGCAGGUGGCCCUGCUGGCCCCUCCAGGCCCUCCCCUCUGUGCCCCUGCAGUUUGCAAACAGUCAGGUGCCAACAAAGCUGCAGCCCUGCACCCCCCCAGUGGGCGUCCUUGGGGUUGCUUCCUGCAUCACAGGACGGUGAGCGGUGAGAGCUGGGCUGUGGAGCAGACAGAUGAAACAGCCUUCAGUAGAGGGGAGCUACUGUCGCUAAAAUGUGUAAACUGUAAAGAUCCAGGCAAACCCAUCCCCAUUCUCUCUGUACAUUCAGUGGAUUCGUCAGGGUUCUCUAGAGAAAACAAGUCAACAGCA
Messenger RNA from Myotis brandtii (Brandt's bat), 2935 nucleotides. RefSeq names its product solute carrier family 23 member 1. Gene Ontology annotation, cellular component: membrane. Gene Ontology annotation, molecular function: transmembrane transporter activity. The record is from RefSeq and is a predicted model, not a curated record. The transcript has 12 exons. The coding region runs from base 396 to 2243 and encodes 615 amino acids. NCBI's taxonomy places the organism in Eukaryota, Metazoa, Chordata, Mammalia, Chiroptera, Vespertilionidae. Gene Ontology annotation, biological process: transmembrane transport.